UUUUUUUCUGUUUCUUUUUCGCAUAAAUAAAUACACAAGUAUAUUCCUUAGUCCUUAGUUAUUAUUAUUCUUAUUAAAUAUGUCUAAUAACAUUUCUCCAGUCACUAUUACAAAUAGUCUUUCUCAUUCCAUUGAUAACACAACUAACAGUCUGAGUAGGAAUCAUCCAUUAACUAAAAAAGAAAAUAAUAUCGAUCAGAAAAGACAAUCGAUUCGAGCUAAAGUCUUGAUGACUAAGAAGGGAAAUAAGAGAAUUAUCUUAUCCAAGUCAGCAAUAGCUAUAAACAAAAGAGAAUUAUAUAAGCCUAUAACUAAAGCUCAUGGCAAGAAAAGGAUAUUUAUGUCAGUCCCAAGCCAUAUUUAUAACCAUUGUUUAUUAUCAGAAAAGACGCCAACAGUUGCUGCUAAUUCAAAGUCAAGAUACAGUUUUCCUUUUACUCAUACUGUUGACAAGGAUACCAAGAGAAACAGCAAUUCUAAAAUGGACUCUCCUAUUUCCAUUCAUGAUGGCUCUGUUAGUACUGCUCUGACUGUCCCUAAUUCGCCCUUAUUCAAUGUUGCCAACAGUCGUACUAGCAAUGGAUUCCUUUUUCUCGGUACAGAAAUGGACUUUUCUAUCAUUACUGAUGUUCAAGAGGAACUUCUUUCACCUACUCGUACUUGGUUUGAUGAACAAGUGUUAUUCACUGGAGGCUUACCAUCGCCAGAGGCAAGUUUUAAUAAUCUCUGGGAUUAGGAAGUUAUUGCUUAAUAAAUAUCCAUGUAUAAUUGUUAUCAAAACAUGUACAUGUAUAUUGUUAUUUUACCUGCUUAACUAUAACCUUUAACUUGAAAUCAAUUAAAAAUUUUGUGCAUUAUAAAGGGGUUACUUUAUUAUUUAAACAUAUACUUGAAGAAAAG
Messenger RNA from Cokeromyces recurvatus, 900 nucleotides. RefSeq lists its product as uncharacterized. The transcript has a single exon. Bases 80 to 736 code for a protein of 218 amino acids. The record is from RefSeq and is a predicted model, not a curated record. NCBI's taxonomy places the organism in Eukaryota, Fungi, Mucoromycota, Mucoromycetes, Mucorales, Mucoraceae.